Acipenser ruthenus (sterlet) is the source of this 3039-nucleotide messenger RNA. RefSeq names its product cholesterol 25-hydroxylase-like protein. Gene Ontology annotation, molecular function: steroid hydroxylase activity; C-4 methylsterol oxidase activity; iron ion binding. Gene Ontology annotation, biological process: sterol biosynthetic process; cholesterol metabolic process. The record is from RefSeq and is a predicted model, not a curated record. Bases 1654 to 2454 code for a protein of 266 amino acids. The transcript is spliced from 2 exons. NCBI's taxonomy places the organism in Eukaryota, Metazoa, Chordata, Actinopteri, Acipenseriformes, Acipenseridae.
UUUCUAACACGAUUUUCAGCUUUAACAUCACAAAUUAACAUUGACAGUGCAUCAAAGUAAAAACAGGUUCAUAAAUAAUAAUAAUUUAACCACAGAUGGAGAGAUGGUGGAGACUGUAUCAUGGUGGAGACUAUCAUAUUAUAUAAUGUAUACUCUGUACUAUUCUGUGUUCGUUAUUUGAAAAAACUAAAUCAAGACAUGCCUCCCCUCUAGGGAUGGUGAAGGGCAGUGCCAAUGCAAGGGAUGGAGAAGGGCAGUGCCAAUGCGAGGGAUGGAGAAGGGCAGUGCCAAUGCCAGGGAUGGAGAAGGGCAGUGCCAAUGCGAGGGAUGGAGAAAGGCAGUGCCAAUUCCAGGGAUGGUGAAGGGCAGUGCCAAUGCCAGGGAUGGAGAAGGGCAGUGCCAAUGCCAGGGAUGGAGAAGGGCAGUGCCAAUGCCAGGGAUGGCGAAGGGCAGUGCCAAUGCCAGGGAUGGCGAAGGGCAGUGCCAAUGCCAGGGAUGGGCCAGGGAUGGUGAAGGGCAGUGCCAAUGCCAGGGAUGUUGAAGGGCAGUGCCAAUGCGAGGGAUGGAGAAGGGCAGUGCCAAUGCCAGGGAUGGUGAAGGGCAGUGCCAAUGUGAGGGAUGGUGAAGGGCAGUGCCAAUGCUAGGGAUACUACUUGCACCUGCUUAUGUUUUACUUUAAGGUUCAAUCAACACCUUGACAAUAAAGCACAUUCUUUACAAGCAUAGAUGUGUGUAAGGUGGCUAGGAGCAUUACAAACGAUAGGUGUACAUGUGUUGAGCGGCCAGCAGGUGGCUAGGACUCCUGCAGAAUGCAGGUGGCUAGAAACAACGAUAUGUAAAAGGGUCCCUUUUUUUUGACAGCGGUUUCUUAAGAACAAUAGAAGAAGAAUGCAAAUCGCAAUUAAAUAAAGAUUGUUUCGCAAGAGGAGCUAUAAUCUUCAUGAUGGGAAAGGGUGAUUAUGUUGUGUAUUCGAUGUGUCACAAUGCAUUGUGGAAUGAAUGCCUGUGAGCCUACACUGAGUGCCUGAGAACCCAGACCAGUUAGAAGAACUGCCUGGCUGAAAUGUGUUACUUAUUUAAAACGCAGAGAAGACUCCGGUAAGCCAGAUGUUUGUGUUUAUGCAUGUUCUUUUUUUUCAGAUUUACAUUGGAGUAGGAUCAAUGAAUCACUUCCUUGAAUGAAUGGAAUCCCCCUCCCAGUCCCUCAUUAAGUGUGCCUAUUAAAAGUAGACCAGUGAGUCUUCACAGUGUGUCUUUCAACAGUGAAGCUAAAGGUGGAAACUGGAAGACCCUGAAAGAAGACUUUGACCAAAACUUUUUUUGCCUUUAUUUUGCUUUUAGUUUGUUUGAAACUUUUUUUUCUUUUUUCUUCAUUUACAAAAAAAUAAAUAAAUAAAUAAAAGAGAAAUGUACAUUAUCAAUGCACGGGACGGAAAUGCACACGUUCUGUAAAAGCGAUUUACUGGCUGGACAUAUACGAACACGCUCCUUUACAGACUUCGAUCAAGUCUUAAAAAACGCAGGCUUAAAAACCCUGCAAGACCAAGACUGAAGCCUCAUUCCGUGUCGUGAAAAAUACAGAACGUUUGUAUCUGGAUUUCUGAAAAAAAAAAAAAAAAAUUACAACAACUUUUCUUUUCUGAAAACACAAAAAUGAAUGGCAGCUGCGAGCUCCAGAACUCGCUCCUCCUCCAGCCGGCGUGGGAUCCAAUCAGGUGUCGGCAGGACAUCCUGCUCUCUCCCCUCUUCCCAGCAUGCUUCUCCUUCGUGGCCAAUGUCUCCCUGUGCCUCCCCUUCGCUGUGCUGGAGUGCCUGGGGCAGUGGUGGCCGUGGCUCUGGCGCUAUAAGCUGCGUGGCUUGGGUCCCGUGGGUCCCACGGCGUGGUGGGGCUGCCUCGGGAGGGUGGCGUGGAACCAGGUGGCCUGCAUCCUUCCCACGACCCUGCUGAUGCACUACCUCCUCCGACCCCCCUCCAGCCUGCCUCCGGAAGCCCCGUCCUGCCUCAGGUUCCUGUCGGAGGUGGUGCUGUGUCUGCUCCUGUUUGACACCAUGUACUUCAUGUUUCACGUGCUGAUCCACAGGGUGCCCUGGCUGUUUAUGAAGAUCCACAGUGUUCACCACGAGGUGCAGGACCCCUUUGCCCUUGCAGCGCAGUACUCCAGCUACUGGGAGGUGCUGUCCCUGCAGGGCUUCGCCGUCUCCAGCGCGGCUCUGCUGGGCUGCCACCCGCUCAGCGAGAUCACCUUUCACCUCCUCAACAUCUGGCUAUCGGUGGAGGAUCACUGCGGUUACGACCUGCCCUGGGGCACCCACCGCCUGCUGCCCUUUAACCUCUUCGGAGGGGCCCCCUUUCACACCAUCCACCACCAGCGCUUCAGAGUGAACUACGCCCCCUAUUUCACCCACUGGGACCGGAUCUUUGGGACCUACAUGGGCCCCACCCUGAAAAAGUAGGGGUGCAACUGGACCCCCCAAUUCACUGAAAGGACUCUUUUUAAAGAAUGUUUAGUUAAGGGCUGUUUUUUUUAAUAUUAUUAUUAUUAUUUCACAAUAACUGUUUUUUUUUUGUUUUUUUAGUUUAAUAGUUUAUUUUCAAAUCUCAGUUCAGCCUAUAAGGGAAUGUUUUAUAAACAUUGGACUCUUUGUCAAACUUUAAGGAACGUUUUAGUUUUUUCCUGGCCCUACUCCUAUUGACAGUGGUAUGGCACUGGCGUCUAAUUUUUCGUUCCAAACCCUUCCACGUUCCUGCUUGAUAAAAGACAACUCUGUUUGUUACAAGAGUAAGUAAUGAGGUUUGUGAGGUAACUAAUACUUGGAAGAUGAUUCAUAAAAAAAAAACAAGUGCUGGGCAAAGUGCUCUCAGUGUGUGUAUUUGUUUGGCAGUGAUGGGGUUAAUUCCAUCCCUGUGGAAUAUGUCUUGAUCAAUUAAGCCCCAACCACAUGGUAUAAAAGCAGAGAGAAAUCCUUUGUGUGGGAAGAGGGGUUUGGAAGAAGUGUUCCAGUGAAGGCAGCUGCUCAGCCUGAAACCAUUAGGUGUGU